Molecule: messenger RNA, 804 nt
Organism: Myzus persicae (green peach aphid)
Lineage: Eukaryota; Metazoa; Arthropoda; Insecta; Hemiptera; Aphididae
Product: putative nuclease HARBI1
Exons: 1
Coding region: 1-804 (267 amino acids)
Source: RefSeq, a predicted model, not a curated record
AUGUUUGAGUUAACUAUACCGUCGCCUACAGAAAAUCAACUAAGACAAAACAGUAGUCAAUUUUUUACAAAAAGGAAUUUCCCGAACUGUGUCGGGGCGAUAGAUGGGAAACAUGUAAGAAUAAAGGCUCCCAAACGAAGUGGAUCAUUAUAUUUUAACUAUAAAGAGUACUAUUCAAUCGUUUUGCUAGCAGUCGUUGACGCGGAUUGUAAAUUCACUGCUGUUAAUAUUGGUUCCUAUGGUAGAGAAGGAGACGCUGGUAUCUACCUAAAGAGUCAAAUAGGAAAAAUGAUAAAAAAUAAUACAUUCAAUAUACCAGCACCAAAAGAAAUACCCGGGACAAAUACGGUUGUACCCCAUGUCAUUGUAGGGGAUGAAGCUUUUGCUCUGCACGAAAACCUAAUGAAACCUUAUCCAAGACAGCAAUCUGUACAUGAUCCAUCAAAAGCUGUAUAUAAUUAUCGACUAUCUAGAGCUCGGAGAACAACUGAAAAUACUUUCGGAAUUUUAUGCGGUUAUUUCAGACUCUUUUUCCUACCUAUUGCUACUGCCCCAGAAACUACAGACAAAUUGAUUAAAUGUGCAUGCAUAUUAUAUAAUAUUUUACGGGGAGCAAAAGUACUUGCUCCAGGUCAAAAACAUUUUGAUGAUGCACUACCACUUCCAACUGAAAAUUUAAUCCCCAUAACAGAACACAAUGUGCGUGCCAAAAUGAAUCACACUCAAAUUCGAGAAAUAUUCAAAAAUUAUUUCAACGGUCCAGGGGCUGUAGAGUGGCAGCAUAGUUAUGCAAUGCGACAUUAA